AUGACAAGAAAUCGAAAUGCUAUUCAAUCAAUAUCUACGAAGAAAUCCAUAGAUUUUAUUUCAACUAAUAAAUUAUUAAACAAAGAAUCAAUAACUCUGUCGACUAUUGAACAAAAACAAAGUCAAAUCUAUAUGGAUAAUUUGACAAGCACUGAAUCAAAUCAUCAUGAUAUUAAACCAAUUGUAAAAAGUUCAUAUCAAAUACCUAGUCCAACAAUUCUUUUACCCGGUGAAUUUUCUUCAUCACCGAAAUCUACGACAAACAUCAAUACAAUUAUUAAUAAAAUUCAACGUUCUUCACCAAUAGAAAAUAAUCGAAAUUUAUCAAUAUUUAAUCAACUAAAUUUAUUUCAUUUAAAAAAUCAUAUCAUUGAUGAUGAUAAAAUUUCCGUAUCAAGUAUAAAUCUAGAUCAACAAUCAUUAUCAUCAUCAUCACAAAUUUCAUUGUCUAAUACAACAAUAACUACACAACAAAUACAAACAUCUCAACAUAUUUUCUCUCCAAAACAAACACCCGUUAUAUUACCAAACAGACAAAUUCCAAAUUCACGAAUCUCACUAUCACAAAUGAUAAAUGAUCUUGAUAAUACAAAUCCAAUUUUAUCUCAAGAUAUCGAAUCAUUUCCAUUUAAAUUAUUUCGUGAUCGAAUAGAUAAUGAAAAUAUUCAAUUUGAACGUCCUAUUGAUACAUCACCUCAAUUAAAAAUACAUCAAGAAAUAAAACAUGAACAAGAAUCAUUAUGGAAAACAAAAUUAACCUUGAAAACUUUACUUUCAAUGGCGAAUAGAGAUGAAGCUCAAGCAUUAAAAAAUCGAAAACCUAUUGAUUAUCAUAUGUUUCUUACGAAUAAAUUCAAUAAAAAAUCUAUUUUUCAAUAUAAUGAUCAUAUUGAUACAAAAUUUACUGCUAACAUCAAACAAAUUCCUAUUGAACAAGAUUAUAAAGAAAAUCGAAAUUUAUACAAACGUUUAUUCAAUACAAUGGGCUUACGUAAACCAAUAAAUACAAAAAACAAAGUUGAAUCGAUUAAAAAGAUAAAAACAAAACGUAUGACUAAAAAUAAAAAGACUCUCCAUUAUUUACCAAAUAAUAAAAACGAACAACAAUCUAUCCUAAUUAAUUAUCAAGCAGUACCGAUUUCGAAAUAA
Molecule: messenger RNA, 1149 nt
Organism: Adineta steineri
Lineage: Eukaryota; Metazoa; Rotifera; Eurotatoria; Adinetida; Adinetidae
Source: the annotation of a GenBank genome assembly